Molecule: messenger RNA, 2172 nt
Organism: Selaginella moellendorffii
Lineage: Eukaryota; Viridiplantae; Streptophyta; Lycopodiopsida; Selaginellales; Selaginellaceae
Product: myosin-10
Exons: 6
Coding region: 1-2172 (723 amino acids)
Source: RefSeq, a predicted model, not a curated record
AUGGGAGCCGACAGUGUGUUGAAGAUGGCCAAAGGCGUAGCGACCUGGGAGUUUCCCGCCCUACAACGCGUAAUGAGGCUGUCAGCUAAGUCCUGCCGUCAAACUCAACCGAAACAUAGUCCUCGGACUGCACCAGUUACCGCGCCUCAGGUUCCAAAAUCUUCACGAAAAGUAGCUGCUGAAUUGAGCGUGUUGAUGCUGAAGUUAGAGACAGAUUUCAUGGCAAUUACUGGGGAGGAGGGCCGAGAAAAAUGGAGAUGUUUCAUGAGAGAAGGAACCCUUAUUGAGGCCUGGCUAGAUAGAAUGCUACAAGAAUCUGAACACAAGGCUGCGCAUGGCGAUACCAAUAGUAGUUUACAGGAAUACGGUCUAUCGAGGGUACAACUCGGUAUCUUAGGUCUCUCUGAAAGUCAGAUCGAUAGAGCAUAUCGCAUGCUAUAUGUCUACUCUGUUGGUUGCAACGAGAUGAUCAAAGAGCUUUGCCUGCACAGCCUCGAAAAGGCUGUGUUUGUCGAACUUCAAGCGGAGAUUGCUGAGCUAGCAGAGGACAAGAAAAAUGCUAUAGACGAGUUACGCAUGAUGCGAGGUUGUUUGAACGAAGCAUUGGAUGGCAUAGCUCUAAAUAGGCUUUUAGCAAAUGAGGAUUGGGAAGUCACUGAUAAUAUAGAAGCAACCACUCUCCCAGGAAACGGAGAUAUUAGAGAGGCGAAAGAAGCUCUAGAGAGGGAAAGGAGUGAAGCUCAUCAUUUGCGUGAGUUAUGUAAGAAACUGGAGCAUGAUGUAGAAGAAACUGAACGAAAGACAGCGGAGAUUACUUGGAAGUUUGUGCAGUAUGAUCGUGAUUUUCCUGUUCUACAGAAAGAGCAUGUUGAACAGGAAUGCACGAUAUUGAAACAUAGAGUUGAGCACCAAGAUGCAGCGUUGAGUCUAGAGGCAAAAGUGCGGAUGCAACAGGAGAGUUUGAGGGCUUUGACAGUGGGAAUAGCAUCUCUCACUCCUCAUAGAGUUUUGGGAAUUCCUAAAGUGUCGAUAUUAUCAGAGGUAAGCAUAGAAACUGAACAGUCCCGAGCUGAAAGAAGGCUUUCAAGGAGGCUCUCGAGAAAAAUGUCUCGGAGGGGAACAGAACUGGCAAAGAGAGCAUUAGAGUUCUUAAAAAUCCAACAGCCAGGAGAAGGCAGAAUAAUCAAGGAAAGCGAGCUUAAUGAAAUUUCGGAGUCAGAUUUGAAUUCUGACGAAGAGUGGGAUGACCUGUGCUCUGAAUUAUCACAACAACGAGAAGAGAUGGAAAAGAUGGAAGCUAAUCUUAAGGAAGAGAGAGAUAGACGGUGCUGGAUGGAAAGGCAUGUAGAAGCUUCAGUGAAAGAAGCUGAAAGGCUAAGGUCUGAAGUUAAGCAAACAAAUACUAGAAUUGUCAAUCUUGCCAUAGAAAAGAAAAACAAGGAAAAAAACCUUCAGAUUGCUGAAGAGCAGAUUCGUAAGCUUGACAGGCAGCUUGAGAGCAUGGAAUUGACUCUCGAGAAGAAGAAUGCAGAGAUUGCUAUUCUUAACAAUAUUAUUAUUAGGAAUCUAGAAAGGCAAGCUCACUGUGCUUCAACAUGUAAACAACUUCUAACAACAGGUGCCAAGUUGCUAGAGGACGGUAUGGUCCAGGAAAUGAACGUAGUAGGUAGCAAAGUAUCUAUUUUAAUGGAAACUGUAAGGCUGCUCAGGAACAAGGUGACAAAGGCAGGUAUGGAAAUAAGAAGUUGGAAGCUGAAAAUGAAAGCGGCAGAUGGUCAGAAUGCAGCUAUGUUAGCCGAGAUGAAAACCCUGAAGAGCGAACUUGAGUCAAGUAGCGCGGAUAACAUAAGCCUUGAUUUCAAGCUUCAAAAGGAGGAGCAGUGUAGAGCAAAAGCGGAAGAAGAGCUAAACAGGGUACUUAAGGCGUCGGCUGAUUUGAAACUCGACCAAGUGGUUCUUGAAGUGCACCUCGAGUCUUCCUUAAACAAAAUCAUGCAGUUAGAGAUGAAAAAUUACAAAAGUGAGGCGAAGCUGGAGGAAUGUGAUCGAAAUCUAAAUGUACUGCAAAAUCAGAAAGAGAAAGAAGAUGCAAUUCGUGGAAUUUUGCAGUCAGAGGUCGAUGCCUUGCGGCUGGAGGUGGAAGGACUAAGACGUCAGCUUUUGGUUACUUAG